CGCUCGCGCACGCUUAUUUUCAGGGCUUGGCACAACUACGGCAGCCCCGCUGGAGGUGCCAACUACUGGCGCAUCCGCUUCCUCUCCUUCCCGCCGCCUAGUAACGGAAAAAUUCCUCCUCGACCGACUUGCUGCGGACAAGAAUUUGCGGCUGCAGAUUUUUUUCGAAAACGUAAAAACCGUCCACAGUGCUUCUACAGCAGCUGCGCCCGAAGUGCGCCGCGACGUUGUCAAGGAGCAGAACCCGCGGCUCCUUUCUCCACCAAAGCUGUUGAAUCUGGCGCAGGCGAAAGAGUUUCUGCACGAGAACGGACGGUGGUUUUACCAAGAAAAACCUUCUACUUCAUCUAGCGGUAGUGAUAAUUACGAGCAGAAAACUUUAGACGGACACGACUUCCGGAUCGUGCGGGUCUUCGAAGACGAUGAAGCUGCUGCAGAUGGAAACAAGUCGAUGAACCCAGCAGAAGGUACUAGUACUCGUCCAGUAGACCUCGACCUCCGGACUCUGAAAUUGAAUGCAGCGCUGAAGAAAUUCGGCAACCGGCUUGCUAGCACGGGCAACUUCUUCG
Molecule: messenger RNA, 569 nt
Organism: Amoebophrya sp. A120
Lineage: Eukaryota; Dinophyceae; Syndiniales; Amoebophryaceae
Source: the annotation of a GenBank genome assembly